Messenger RNA from Haliotis rubra (blacklip abalone), 2681 nucleotides. Its product is annotated as protein dachsous-like. Gene Ontology annotation, cellular component: plasma membrane. The coding region runs from base 231 to 2057 and encodes 608 amino acids. NCBI's taxonomy places the organism in Eukaryota, Metazoa, Mollusca, Gastropoda, Lepetellida, Haliotidae. Gene Ontology annotation, biological process: homophilic cell-cell adhesion. The record is from RefSeq and is a predicted model, not a curated record. Gene Ontology annotation, molecular function: calcium ion binding. The transcript is spliced from 23 exons.
UGGCUGGAAGGACUGUGAAUUUCACAGUCAUAGCAACGGACAAUGGAACCCCAUCCCUAACGUCAACAGCCAAUGUGACGAUCAGAGUAGUCGAUGACGGAAGUAACACAGGGCCAGUGUUUGACAGAUCCCAAGUCUUCGUCACCGUGGUAGAAAAUCAGCCUGCCAACACAAUCAUAACCAGUUUAACAGCUCGUCAUCCCAAUGGUGGUCAAGGCAUUUCAUUCAGUAUGCUAGAAGACGCCAAUUCAAACUUCGCCCUUCAACAACCCACUAAUACCAAUACUGGAAGUAGCAUUCCCAUAGUAACAGCCGUAACUCUGGACAGAGAAGUUACACCACAGUACCUCUUGCUAGUUGUUGCAAGUGAUGGGCGUUUACAGGCCACUGCUACCGUGACAGUUCAGGUGCAAGACGUCAACGACAACGCCCCAGUAUUCAGCCAGCGACUGUACAGUUCCAAUAUUCCUGCUAGUUAUCAAGUUGGCAGUAUGAUCCUUCAGACCACGGCAACGGAUGUUGACACUGGCAACAAUGGACUAGUGACCUACAGGAAACAAGCGAAUACAGCCCAAGACUCGUCAGGGGCCUUCCAAGUAGAGCGCUCCAGUGGUCGAAUCAUCCAAGUGGCAUCAGUCGCUAACCUGGCUGGAAGGACUGUGAAUUUCACAGUCAUAGCAACGGACGAUGGAACCCCACCCCUAACGUCAACAGCCAAUGUGACGAUCAGAGUAGUUGGUGAUGAUGAAAAUCAGAGUCCAAUGUUUCGAGGAGUUCCCUCAACCAUCAAUAUCCCAGAAAAUACCCAGACAGGGAGCGUUCUGUUUGUCGUCGGGGCCUCGGACUCGGAUGGUCCAAACAGGUUGACCUUGUCUUUACCUGACCGAGAGUCAUUCGAUACCGUCCAAAUUGGGGGUUCGGCCGGCAACGGAACAAUUAUACUGGCCAGGAUAACCCUCAAUACAUUCCUCAACCGAGAACUUGACCAGACUAAGGUGUUCAGGAUCGUUGCCUCUGACGGCCAAAACUUAGUUACGUCAACGGUUACAAUCGUCAUCGAGGACGUCAACGACAACCCUCCCACCUUCACAUCGUCGUCAUACUCUUCUACCGUCUCCAAAUCUGUGGAUGUCGGGACGCCCGUGCUGACCGUGUCCGCCACUGACCCUGACCAGCAAAACAACGGCACUGUCCAGUACUCUGUCCAGUCAUCGACAGUACCUGGCUACUUCAGUGUCGAUCAGAACACAGGGGUCAUCUCUGUCGUGAAUUCACUGAGCUCUCUCGCCGAUGGUCAGAUGGUCACUCUGAGGGUGGAGGCAAGGGACAAAGGUGUACCACUCUCACUGAAUGCGUCGGUCCUGGUGAGGAUAGUGAUACAGUCAAGUCCAGUAACAGUUGCGAACAACGUGGCACCGACCUUCUCUCAACAGGACAUAUCCUUCACGGUCAGGGAAAACAACAUUAACGGUACCUUCAUCGGCACUGUUCAGGCCACGGACCUCGAUGGCCCCCAGGGUCUGACGAUGCGCGUUGCGGGCGACACUGCUUCGAAUGGCGCAAGCCUUGUUAGAACCCUGACCACAGGUCAGGUAGUGAAUAACUACUACACCUUUUACUUGCUCAUCAACACAGUGUUCGAUCGCGAGAGGGACCCUGUCAAUAACACUGUCCUGUUGAUAGCCAGCGAUGGAGCGGCUGAGACCACUGCAACUGCGAUGAUUACCGUGGAGGACCUGAACGACAACUUCCCAGUGUUUACCCAGACUACAUACACGGCAACUGUUCAAGAAAGUUUGCCAGUCAACUCCCGUGUCAUCCAAGUGGCAGCUUCAGAUGCCGACUCUGGACUCUUCGGAGAGAUCACAUACACUAUGGCGUCUAAUGAUCCCGUCGGCAAUCAAGUCUUCAGAAUAGACGGAAGAACUGGCACCAUUGUUACAGCUAGGUCUUUACUUGGGCUGUCAGGGCAGGUGGCCAACGUGGCUCUCACGGUAACUGCAACGGAUGGAGGACGAAGGUCAUCCACAGCUGCUGUCAGCAUCAUGAUCCUCUAGGAAUCAACUACCAAAUAUUCGCAGAGUUAUACCCUCAUCAACCCAGCUCAAAACUAUCUCUCUAUUUUCUGUUUAGGGCACAGCAGUUUGGGUAUUGUUGGUACGUUGGAGGGAGGGGAAUUUUUUGUCCUCAUGUUUUACCAUCCCCACAUCCCGAAUCAGGCGCAGGAGGUGCUAAAUCCCCCUUUCACCCAUCACGCCUCUCUCCCAGAUUGACACCUAACUCGCUCCCUUUUCCACCACACACUUUGUCGUGGUGAUAACUCGCACCCAUUCCUUCUUCACGAUCCAGCCAUCUAUGCAUGACUAAUGUACUAAAAAAAUUGUUUUGAAAUUUCAUGUAUUCUAAAUUGUUCCCCCUUUGUUUUCACCGAAGGCCAUAUUGAAAGAAUUGUUCUAGCAAAAUUCCAUGCAAAAUAGCUACUUCUAUGAUAAUGAGAUAAAAUCAUAUAUAAUCCCAUGUUCUUAAAUGUGUUGCCAUGGCGACUAAACGUUUCGCUUCAUUGUUUCCUGUACAUGGAAGCGGUUCAGAGAAAUCAAUGUGUCCAAAGGAUCAUCCAUUCACUGUAGAUACCUUGUAGAUAUGCAUCUUUUCCUCCUUUGAAUAAAAAAUGGUUUGCUAUA